Messenger RNA from Polychytrium aggregatum, 1160 nucleotides. Its product is annotated as ribosomal L27 protein-domain-containing protein. The transcript has a single exon. Gene Ontology annotation, cellular component: ribosome; mitochondrial large ribosomal subunit. The coding region runs from base 191 to 820 and encodes 209 amino acids. Gene Ontology annotation, biological process: translation. The record is from RefSeq and is a predicted model, not a curated record. Gene Ontology annotation, molecular function: structural constituent of ribosome. Lineage: Eukaryota; Fungi; Chytridiomycota; Chytridiomycetes; Polychytriales.
GCUUCCCACAACAGGAUCUGCCUCCAGACCGACCGCAUCUGCCUCCAGACCGAUCGCAUCUGCUUCCGGAUCUGCAUCCGCGCCAGGACGGGCUGUCACCGGCAUUCGCAUCCACACUCCCGCAGCCUCUGAAUUUGCGUCGAAUCCCCCACUCGCACUAGCAUCGCCGCACACAAGCGCAUCGUCCACAAUGCUGUUCUCGUCAGCCAUCACCCGGCUCAUUGCAGCCUCUCGUCCCAUGCCCGUGGCCUCUGUCGGCCCCUCAAUCUUGCUCCCGGCAGUCCCUCGGUGCCCGCUCCCGUCGUCGUUUUCGCCAAUCGCGCCUCUGCAGGUCCGUUGGGCCACCAAGAAGGCUGGAGGAUCCACAAAGAACGGGCGCACAUCCCAGCCAAAGUUCCUGGGCUUCAAGAAGAGAGAGGGUGCCAAGGUCGAUCAGGGCAACAUCAUUAUCCGACAGCGCGGCACCGAGUGGUUUCCGGGCAACAACGUCGGCAUCGGUCGCGACCACACCAUCUUUGCGCUCAUCCCUGGCACCGUCCGACUCCAUUACGACCUCAAGACUCAGCGGCGAUACAUCUCUGUCGACGACGGCACCCUGCCGGAGCUGCAGAGCCGCUCCCAACUGAAACGACAGCUGGCCGAGGCGGUCGAUCCCAAGGUCUAUCUCAGCCUCGACAACCUUUCCAAGUACCAGUAUGUCAUGAACAAGAUCGACGAGCUCUCGGCGCAGGCCCAGACGCUGAAGAAGGAGAAGGCUGAAGAGCGGCUGCUGAUGCCUGGCCGACGAAAGUGCCGACUGGUCGAUCUGACCCGAUUCUGAUCCGACCUGUGGGUGUCUGUUUGGAUGAGCCCGAUGCGACCAUCGUAUCGCAGGCGCAUGCCGCCUAGGUCGGUGAUGCGGGCGGCUGAUUGGGGCUGGUUUUUGGACAACGACCAAGCGAACAUCCUCAGUAUUCGACCAUCGGCGCUCGACAACCGGCAUUCGACAAUCAGCUGGCCAGCGGGUGCUUGCGGCCGAAGGAUAUGUAUAGUUGCCGAGCUACCCGCGGCGUCUGUCCCAGACGAUGCUCCAGGACGACGUGGAUGUAAUAACUGCACAUUGCAACAGCAGAGCCCGUGUAUGCAUCCAUGCAAUACACUGGCAGCGCUUUCUGGGUAAA